AUGUCCGCUUCCUUAGCACCGGAAUGUAACGAAGUCAAAGAGCGCUACGAUAACUGCUUCCUCAAGUGGUACAGCGAAAAAUUUCUGCGUGGUACUGCUACAACCGAUGAAUGUAAACCGAUAUUUGAGCAGUAUGAGAAGUGUCUUUCGCGAGCUCUGAACGAGCGAGGCAUCGACAAAAUGUUGAAGGAAGUGCGAGACGACAACAGGGAAAAUGAUGCUGAGCACAUGAAGCCAAACCGAUGA
This is a messenger RNA of Alternaria rosae, 246 nucleotides long. RefSeq names its product mitochondrial distribution/morphology family 35/apoptosis. The record is from RefSeq and is a predicted model, not a curated record. The transcript is spliced from 5 exons. The coding region runs from base 1 to 246 and encodes 81 amino acids. Lineage: Eukaryota; Fungi; Ascomycota; Dothideomycetes; Pleosporales; Pleosporaceae.